Molecule: messenger RNA, 1290 nt
Organism: Dissoconium aciculare CBS 342.82
Lineage: Eukaryota; Fungi; Ascomycota; Dothideomycetes; Mycosphaerellales; Dissoconiaceae
Product: concanavalin A-like lectin/glucanase
Exons: 3
Biological process (GO): endoplasmic reticulum to Golgi vesicle-mediated transport; Golgi organization; endoplasmic reticulum organization
Cellular component (GO): endoplasmic reticulum-Golgi intermediate compartment; endoplasmic reticulum membrane; Golgi membrane
Molecular function (GO): D-mannose binding
Source: RefSeq, a predicted model, not a curated record
CUGUCGCAGCCAUUGGCAUACUUGCUCUUGGCCAAGCUUGCCGCAGCUGGCGACCUCAUUGAAAACCUAUCAUUCGGCCACCAUGGAAUCAAUAGAGAAAUGCCUGGAUGGCGUCCCACUGCGAUAAACCACGAGUUACAAUACUACAGCGAUCGAAUUAUCCUGACACCACCAUAUCCCGGCGGAACGAGGGCUUCGCUUUGGUCCGACAACAAAUCUUCUACUACCGCUUGGACUGCCGAGUUUCAAUUUCGAGUGAAUGGCCAAGAGUCGGGAGGAGGCAACUUGCAAUUAUGGUACACCAAAGAGAAGGAGAUCAUCGGGACGAACAGCGCCUUCACUGUCGGCCACUUCGAUGGCUUGGUCCUAGUGAUCGACCAGUAUGGAGGGCAAGGGGGCUCAAUUAGAGGAUUUUUGAAUGACGGCGAACACAGUUUCAAGUCGGAACAUCAGUUGGAAAGUCUUGCAUUUGGUCAUUGCACAUAUCACUACCGCAAUCUGGGUCGUCCUAGCAAGUUAAAGGUCAGCAAUCACAAUGGUCUCACGGUGACAGUCGACGACCAGAUCUGCUUCUCGACCCCGGAGAUCCAGAUGCCAUCAGGAUACUACUUUGGUGUGACCGCUACCACAACCGACACCCCAGAUUCGUUUGAGGUGUUCAAGCUCGAGAACCAGCAGGGGAAAUACCAUGUGGGAGACCACCACACAGGAGGGCAUCACUCAGAAGAUCACCAUGCAUCUGAAUCCGCUCCCCACCACUUGGACGACUUCCCAGGCUCGCCCGAGGUCCUCCCGGACGUAGACGCCGACACGAUCACCAAAGAAGGCGAGCAAUUUGCAGAUCUGCACAACCGACUUCAGGGCAUGACCCACCUCGUCGCCAACAUGUACGUCGACCUGCGCGCCCUGCGCGAGGGCCAGAAGGAGCACCACGAGGCGCAAAUGGAGCACAUGCAGAACAUCCAGGGGAGCCGCGAGACCGGUCUCCCGGUGGAGACAGUCAACACCAUCAACCGGUUGAGCGAGCGAUUGGCCAACAUCGAGCGAAUGAUGGAGACUGCGCAACGCGACCGGGAGAACGCGCGCAACGCCGUAGCCCGACUCCAGUCCGCAGUGGAUCAGAUGCACGGAGGUAUCUCGGAACAUCUCCCGGAGAAGAUCGUGGUGAGGACAUCCGCUCCGAAAAUGACUCUCUUCCUCUUCAUCAUCCUCGGCGCCCAGGCCGUCCUCGUGGCUGCUUAUGUUGUAUACAAGAGGCGGAGGAACGGCAUGCCGAAGAAAUACUUGUAG